AUGAAGCACGAGGAGCUUGACGCCAUCUCCGCCAAGUUGGCUGGUGACUUUCGCACCAUUGAGCCUUUCCUGAGGGACUUGGACAAGCAUCUGACGCUGCGAUCCUACCUCGAGGGCUACACUCUUGGAGACCUCGAGACCAAGAUCUGGCAGACUCUCCGAGCCAACAAGGUCGCCAUUGGCUUCAUCCGCAAGAAUGGCCUCCCUAACCUGACACGAUGGUUCACUUUCAUUGAGCAGUCUCACCCUGAGAUCCAGGAGGCUACCAAGGCCGAUGCCGCUGUCAAGGCCACCAAGGGCGGUGCCAACUACAAUCUUGCCCUCCAAGAUACCGACAAGGGCGUCGUUACUCGAUUCCUGCCCGAGCCUUCAGGCUACCUUCACAUUGGACACGCCAAGGCUGCUCUUCUCAGCGACUACUUCGGUCAUGUUGCCUACAAGGGCCAGAUGCGCCUCCGACUCGACGACACCAACCCUGCCAAGGAGAAGGAAGAGUUCCAGGAUGCAAUCGUGGAAGAUCUCGCUCUUAUGGGCAUUAAGCCUGACAGCUUGACCUACACCUCUGACUACUUCGAUUACCUGUAUGAGAUGUGCAAGAAGCUGAUCUCUCUGGGCCAAGCCUAUGCCGAUGAUACCGACCAGGAGACUAUGCGUGCUCAGCGAAUGGAUGGCAUCCCUUCAAAGCGCCGUGAGCGAACCGUCGAGGAGACCCUGCGAAUUUUCGAGGAGAUGAAGAUUGCAUCCCCGGAGGGUCUUGCACACUGCAUUCGUGCCAAGAUCUCCUUUGACAACCCCAACAAGGCCAUGCGCGACCCCGUCAUCUACCGAUGCAACGUCGAAAAUAUUCACCACCGCACUGGCAACAAGUGGAAGAUGUACCCCAUGUACGACUUUGCCUGCCCUGUUGUCGACAGCCACGAGGGUGUCACUCACGCUCUGAGAUCCACCGAGUACACCGACCGAAACCCCCAGUACCAGUGGUUCAUUGAUACCCUUCAACUGCGCCAGGUUCACAUGUGGGACUUCUCCAGAAUCAACUUUGUCAAGACUUUCCUGUCCAAGCGUAAGCUGGCGAAGCUGGUUGACGCUGGAAAGGUCUGGGGCUGGGAUGACCCCAGAAUGCCCACCAUUCGCGGUAUCCGACGACGAGGAAUGACCAUCGAAGCGCUCCGUGAUUUCAUCAUCAAGCAGGGCCCUAGCCGAAACGUGGUCAACAUGGACUGGACCACCUUCUGGGCUAACAACAAGAAGGUUAUCGACCCUGUCGUUCCCCGAUUCACGGCCCUUCUGCUCAAGGACCUGGCCAAGGCUUCCGUGAUGGGAUCGGAGGCCCCCGCCAGCGUUACCGUGGAGGAGCGGCCUAAACACCCCAAGAACGCAAGCGUUGGCCUGAAGAAGGUCAUCUUCUCACCUACUCUUCACAUUGACCAGGCCGAUGCCAAGAGCUUCAAGGCCGACGAGGAGAUCACUCUGAUGGGCUGGGGCAAUGCCUUUGUUCGAGACAUCUCCACCUCAGAUGACCCCAUCACAUCUUUCAAGCUCGAGCUCAACCUGAAGGGUGACUUCAAGACCACUGAGAAGAAGGUUACCUGGCUUUCUGCUGAAGGCUUCAAGCUGGUCCCUGCUGAGCUAUGGGAGUUUGACUACCUCAUCACCAAGGACAAGCUUGAGGAAGACGACAACUUCGAGGACUUCUUGAACCCCAACACGGCCAGCAUGGAGGAUGCCGUCUGCGAUGCCGGUGUUGGCGAGCUGAAGAAGGAUGACAUUAUCCAGCUCGAGCGAAGAGGAUUCUACAGAGUAGACAAGGGUCUGAAUGACUGGGCUGAUGGCGAGGCCGGAUUGAAGGGACCCAGAGUGGUCUUGUUUAGCAUCCCCACCGGAAAGACUGGUCCUAAAUAA
This is a messenger RNA of Trichoderma aggressivum f. europaeum, 1902 nucleotides long. RefSeq lists its product as uncharacterized. Lineage: Eukaryota; Fungi; Ascomycota; Sordariomycetes; Hypocreales; Hypocreaceae. The record is from RefSeq and is a predicted model, not a curated record. The transcript is spliced from 2 exons. Gene Ontology annotation, cellular component: cytoplasm; cytosol; methionyl glutamyl tRNA synthetase complex. The coding region runs from base 1 to 1902 and encodes 633 amino acids. Gene Ontology annotation, molecular function: ATP binding; glutamate-tRNA ligase activity. Gene Ontology annotation, biological process: translation; glutamyl-tRNA aminoacylation.